CACAGGAGAAACAUCCUCCUCUCUGUGGAGCUGCUCCUCUGACUGCCUUUCCACAGUCCGAUGCCCCGACAGGACUCAGCAGCCAUGGCCGGCAGUCUGACCCACCAAGGCUCCCCGAGCCCCGGCUACAGCUCCAACAACGCGGCCCCGGUGCCGGUCAUCACACAGACGGACUCAAGGGACAAAUGGAGCAAAAAGAUGGAUUUUCUCUUGUCUGUCAUUGGCUUUGCGGUGGACCUGGGAAAUGUUUGGAGAUUUCCGUACGUAUGUUAUCAAAACGGUGGCGGUGCUUUCCUUAUUCCCUACAUUUUGAUGGCCAUCUUCGGUGGUGUGCCACUCUUUUACAUGGAGCUGGCACUUGGACAGUUCCACAGAACCGGAGCCAUAUCCAUAUGGAAACACAUCUGUCCCAUUUUCAAAGGUAUAGGAUAUGCCAUUUGUAUCAUCGCCCUGUAUGUGUCCUUCUACUACAAUACCAUCAUUGCCUGGGCCCUCUUCUACUUCUACUCCUCUUUCUCAACCAUCUUGCCUUGGACAAACUGCGACAAUGUGUGGAACACCCCCGACUGCACCAACUAUUUUGGCAUUGACAACGUCACCUGGACGAAUUCCUCAAAGUCUCCGGCAGAGGAAUUUUACACGAGGAAUGUCCUUGAGAUCCACAAGUCAUCAGGGCUGAGAAACGUUGGGGGUGUUCGCUGGCAGCUGAUGCUCUGCCUUUUUCUCAUUUUCACCAUUGUAUACUUCAGCCUCUGGAAGGGCGUGAAGACUUCAGGGAAGGUUGUGUGGGUGACCGCCACCUUGCCCUACAUAGUGCUUUUCAUCCUGCUAAUUCGAGGCGCCACUCUGCCAGGAGCCUGGAGAGGUGUGGUGUUUUACCUGAAACCCCAGUGGGGGAAGCUGCUGGAGACCAGUGUUUGGGUGGAUGCUGCUGCUCAGAUAUUCUUCUCAUUGGGGCCCGGGUUUGGGGUUCUCCUGGCCCUCUCCAGCUACAACCCUUUCACAAAUAACUGCUAUCGUGACGCCAUUGUGACAAGUUUGGUGAACUGUCUGACCAGCUUCGUGUCAGGGUUUGUGAUCUUCACGGUGCUGGGCUACAUGGCAGAGAUGAGGAAGGUGGAGGUGGAGGAUGUAGCCAAGGAUAAAGGGCCAAGUUUACUCUUCAUAACAUACCCAGAAGCCAUUGCAAACAUGAUGGGCUCAACCUUUUUUGCAAUCAUCUUUUUUGUGAUGAUGAUUACGCUGGGACUGGACAGCACGUUUGGUGGGCUGGAGGCGAUCAUCACUGCUGUGUUGGACGAAUACCCAGAUCAUCUUGCCCACAGACGUGAACUUUUUGUUCUGGGCUUGGUAGUUGUCUGCUUUUUGGGCUCUCUAAGCACUCUUACAAAUGGUGGUGCCUAUGUGGUGAAACUGCUGGAGGAAUUCGGAGUAGGAUGCUCCAUUAUUGCUGUGGGUUUCCUUGAGGUCAUUGCGGUCUCCUGGUUCUACGGCAUCAAAAGAUUUAGCAAUGACAUUGAGUCCAUGCUGGGCAAAUCUCCAGGAUUAUUCUGGAAGGUGUGCUGGGUUGCCAUCAGUCCAGCAUUUCUAGCGUAUAUUAUAGUGAGCUCCUUGCUGAAAGCACCGCCCCUCACACUGUUCGACUAUAAGUACCCUGACUGGAGCAUCACAGUGGGAUACAUGAUUGGCUUCUCAUCCUUCAUGUGGAUCCCCAUCUACAUGGUCUACAAGCUGGUGUGGACCCCAGGAUCUCUCAAACAGAGGUUGGCGGUUUGUCUCAGACCAGAGAGGACCAUACCAGACAUCCACGCUGACAACCUCAACAUGGUUAUUGUGCCAUAGAAAGGAAAACACCUUAACACAA
Molecule: messenger RNA, 1864 nt
Organism: Etheostoma cragini (Arkansas darter)
Lineage: Eukaryota; Metazoa; Chordata; Actinopteri; Perciformes; Percidae
Gene: slc6a4b
Product: solute carrier family 6 member 4b
Exons: 13
Coding region: 61-1842 (593 amino acids)
Biological process (GO): serotonin uptake; sodium ion transmembrane transport
Cellular component (GO): membrane; neuron projection
Molecular function (GO): serotonin:sodium:chloride symporter activity; serotonin binding
Source: RefSeq, a predicted model, not a curated record